UAUAAAACCCUAAAACGAAAAAUUGGAAUGUCUCUUUCGGCCGAAGGGCGAGGUUCAGGUUUCCCCUCGCUCAGCAGCAAUAGCAGGCAGCUCCAACAAUGGGUAGAAAGUACGAGUCAGUUGUUCAAGAAGUUGAUACUUGCAACGAAGAGGAGAAGAAAAACAAGAACAAUGAACUGCAAAAUAAACCAACUGUGAAGCGGAAGCUCGAACAAGUUGAAGAAAUUGAUCUGAAAGAAAGCUUCACCAAGGAAGAGAAGAAGAAGCGCAAGAAGGAGAAGAAAAGCAAGAAGGAAAGAGAAACACACGAAGAAACUAGGAAAUCAAUUGAAGAAACCUCGAUAAAAGAAAACGGUGAUGGGUCCAAGAAGAAGAAAAAGAAUAAAAAACAUCGGGAAGAGAACGAAGAUGGAAAAGCCAUCGAGAGUCAGCCAUCAGAUGAUUGUAGCGGCGAAAAGUCGAAGGUAGAUGGUGGUCUAAGUAAUGGCAAAGAAGAAGUGGAGGAAAAUAAGGUGGUGGUGACUGGAAAAGACGUGGAAGAAGCAAAAUACGCACCAUUGAAAUCCUUCGCGGAUUCGAAGUUGCCUGAGAAUGUUCUACAAUGCUGCAAGAAUUUCAAGAACCCGUCUCCAAUACAGGCUCAUUCGUGGCCGUUUCUAUUGGAUGGUCGUGACGUUAUUGGGAUUGCAAAAACUGGUUCAGGUAAAACUUUGGCUUUUGGGAUUCCAGCCAUUAUGCGUGUCUUAAAGAAGAGGAAGGAUAAGGGGUUGAAAAGGGUGAAUCCGCUUUGCCUUGUGCUCUCACCUACAAGGGAGUUGGCUGUGCAAAUUUUUGAUGUUUUGACUGAUGCUGGAAGAGCCUGUGGUGUAACGUCGGCUUGCUUGUAUGGUGGAACGUCUAAGAAGCCUCAAAUUUCUGCCCUUGAGUCUGGUGUCGAUAUUGUCGUUGGAACGCCUGGUCGCUUGAAAGAUUUGAUUGAAAUGAAUGUUUGUUGCCUUAGGGAGGUGUCUUUUGUGGUCCUUGAUGAAGCAGAUCGAAUGCUUGACUUGGGAUUUGAAGAACCAGUUCGUUUUAUAUUGAGCAAGACACAGUCUGCUCGCCAAAUGGUAAUGUUCAGUGCUACAUGGCCAUUAGGAGUACAUAAAUUAGCUCAGGAAUUCAUGGAUCCUAGUCCAGUGAAGGUGGUUAUAGGUUCAGUGGAUUUAGCGGCCAACCAUGAUGUUAUGCAGAUUGUUGAGGUCUUGGACGACCGAUCACGUGACCAGCGUUUGGUUUCUUUGCUUGAAAAAUAUCACAAAUCUCAGAGGAACAGGGUAUUGGUUUUUGCCUUGUACAAGUUAGAAGCUGAGCGACUAGAGCAUUUUCUGCAAACAAGAGGUUGGAAGGUUGUUUCUAUACAUGGGAACAAAGCUCAACAUGAACGGUCCAAGGCAUUGUCGUUAUUCAAGGAGGGAACAUGUCCUUUGUUGGUAGCUACUGACGUUGCUGCACGAGGGUUAGAUAUUCCAGAUGUUGAAGUAGUGAUUAACUUCAGUUUCCCCCUUACCACAGAGGAUUAUGUCCAUAGAAUAGGGAGGACUGGGCGGGCUGGUAAGAAGGGUGUAGCUCACACAUUUUUUACCCAGCAUAAUAAGGGACUUGCUGGGGAGCUUGUGAAUGUUUUGAGAGAGGCUGGGCAAAUUGUCCCAGAUGCUCUUUUGAAAUUUGGCACUCAUGUGAAGAAAAAGGAGUCGAAGCUGUACGGGGCUCACUUCAGAGAGAUCUCUGCAGAUGCUCCGAAGGCUAAGAAAAUCACGUUUGAUGACUCUGACAAUGAAGCAAAUAUAUGAAGAUUUAUAGGCCAGUUGCAGUUUACAGAGUUAAUUUAUUGAAUCUAUGAGCAGAUUUACUGCUUUUUAAAAAUAUUUUCCCUGUGUUACCUCAUCCUUCUUUUAUUGGUCAGCCGUGAGCCGGUCUUUAGUGAGGCUAUAUUGUGAUUUUGUUGUCACUUGUCGUAAAAUAUGGAGUUGUAAGAUGCCAUAUAAUUUAAUUUUUUAUUAUUCGUAUUUAAUUCAGUUGA
Carica papaya (papaya) is the source of this 2059-nucleotide messenger RNA. It is a transcript of the gene STRS1, whose product is annotated as DEA(D/H)-box RNA helicase family protein. The record is from RefSeq and is a predicted model, not a curated record. Gene Ontology annotation, molecular function: RNA helicase activity; ATP binding; nucleic acid binding. Lineage: Eukaryota; Viridiplantae; Streptophyta; Magnoliopsida; Brassicales; Caricaceae.